This is a messenger RNA of Cavia porcellus (domestic guinea pig), 8210 nucleotides long. It is a transcript of the gene Phf14, whose product is annotated as PHD finger protein 14. The transcript is spliced from 17 exons. NCBI's taxonomy places the organism in Eukaryota, Metazoa, Chordata, Mammalia, Rodentia, Caviidae. The coding region runs from base 468 to 3149 and encodes 893 amino acids. Gene Ontology annotation, biological process: regulation of transcription by RNA polymerase II. The record is from RefSeq and is a predicted model, not a curated record.
ACGCGCUCUCCGCGCCAUCUGCUCUAAGCGUUGCCCUCAGCCUGGUGUUUUCACUUCCUUCUUUCUGGAGCUGUAUCCGGGUCGUUUGCUUUCCCUAUUGUCUCAGUCAGUCGGCCUCGGACUGUGCAAGUUCUAGGUGUUUUGUUGCUUCUGGUGCAGGCUAAUAAAGUCUUCUUUUGUGUUUUUCACCCGGGUGUGUCGGCGCCCCAGGGCCGCGCCGCCUGGGUCGCUAAGCGCCUGUGGCCGGGAGCGCGGGAGGGGCGCUAGCUACGGGGUGCGCGGGCUGGGGCGGGGGUGGUGGGGGCCCGGGGGCGGCUCUGGGCGCGCCCCUGCUGGGGUUCGUGCUGCCUGUCUUGAGUAGCAUCUUUCGGACAGCUUUCCCGGUCCUAGUCCCGGACCUCGGCGCUGCCCGGGCUCCCGCAGCUUCACCCUAGGUCUCCUCCAAACGACCACCUCACGGAUUCCUUAUGGAUCGAAGCUCCAAGAGAAGGCAGGUGAAGCCUCUGGCAGCUUCUCUUCUAGAAGCACUCGAUUAUGAUAGUUCAGAUGACAGUGAUUUUAAAGUUGGAGAUGCCUCAGAUUCUGAAGGGAGUGGUAAUGGAAGUGAAGAUCCUUCAAAGGACAGUGGAGAAGGUUCCUGUAGUGAUUCUGAAGAAAAUAUUUUAGAGGAAGAACUGAAUGAAGAUAUUAAAGUAAAAGAGGAGCAACUUAAAAAUUCUUCAGAGGAGGAAGUACUCACAUCUGACAAACAGUUAAUCAAAGUGGAAAAGAAGGAGGAAGAAGAAAAUGGAGAGAGACCUAGAAAGAAAAGAGAGAAGGAGAAGGAAAAAGAAAAAGAGAAAGAAAAAGAAAAGGAAAAAGAAAAAGAGAAGGAAAGAGAGAAGGAAAAAGAGAAAGCAACAGUGUCUGAUAAUGUGGUUGCUUCAGCUGCUGCCACCACCCCAGCCACAAGCCCCCCUGCUGUCAGCACGUCCCCUUCUGCCCCCACGACGGCCCCCGCAGAGGAGCAAGUCAUUGAGCCAAAGAAAUGGAAUCUGCGUCGAAACCGACCACUUUUGGAUUUCGUGUCCAUGGAAGAGCUGAAUGACAUGGAUGACUAUGACAGUGAGGAUGACAAUGACUGGAGACCUACUGUGGUGAAGAGAAAAGGGAGGUCAGCAUCCCAGAAAGAGGGAAGCGAUGGGGACAAUGAGGAUGACGAGGAUGAGGGAAGUGGGAGUGACGAAGAUGAGAACGAUGAAGGCCAUGAUGAAGACCAUAGCAGUCCUGCUAGUGAAGGGGGUUGCAAGAAGAAGAAGAGUAAAGUUCUUAGCAGAAACAGUGCUGAUGAUGAGGAGCUAACCAAUGAUAGCCUGACACUAUCUCAAAGCAAGAGCAAUGAGGACUCGCUGAUUCUUGAGAAGAGUCAAAACUGGAGUUCUCAAAAAAUGGACCAUAUUUUAAUUUGCUGUGUUUGUCUUGGAGAUAACAGUGAAGAUGCUGAUGAAAUAAUUCAGUGUGAUAAUUGUGGCAUUACAGUCCAUGAAGGUUGUUAUGGGGUUGAUGGAGAGAGUGACUCUAUUAUGAGUUCAGCUUCUGAAAACUCUACUGAACCUUGGUUUUGUGAUGCUUGUAAAUGUGGUGUUUCUCCUAGCUGUGAACUAUGUCCUAACCAGGAUGGAAUUUUCAAGGAGACAGAUGCUGGAAGAUGGGUUCACAUUGUCUGUGCCCUCUAUGUACCUGGAGUAGCCUUUGGAGAUAUUGACAAAUUACGACCAGUAACACUAACAGAAAUGAAUUAUUCCAAAUAUGGUGCCAAGGAAUGUAGCUUUUGUGAAGAUCCUCGCUUUGCUAGGACUGGAGUUUGCAUUAGCUGUGAUGCAGGGAUGUGCAGAGCCUAUUUUCAUGUAACCUGUGCCCAGAAAGAAGGUUUGCUUUCAGAGGCAGCAGCAGAAGAGGAUAUAGCAGAUCCAUUUUUUGCUUAUUGUAAGCAACAUGCAGAUCGUUUGGACAGAAAGUGGAAGAGAAAAAACUACUUGGCUCUGCAAUCCUAUUGUAAAAUGUCUUUGCAAGAGAGAGAGAAACAGCUCUCACCAGAAGCACAGGCAAGGAUCAAUGCCCGGCUUCAGCAGUAUCGUGCCAAGGCAGAACUAGCUCGAUCCACCAGACCCCAGGCCUGGGUUCCAAGGGAAAAAUUGCCCAGACCGCUCACUAGUAGUGCUUCAGCUAUUCGUAAACUGAUGCGGAAAGCAGAACUAAUGGGGAUCAGUACAGAUAUCUUUCCAGUGGACAAUUCAGAUACUAGCUCUAGUGUGGAUGGAAGGAGAAAACAUAAGCAACCAGCUCUCACUGCUGAUUUUGUGAAUUAUUAUUUUGAGAGAAAUAUGCGUAUGAUUCAAAUUCAGGAAAAUAUGGCUGAACAAAAGAAUAUAAAGGAUAAAUUAGAGAACGAGCAAGAAAAGCUGCAUGUGGAAUAUAAUAAGCUGUGUGAGUCUUUAGAAGAACUACAAAACUUGAAUGGAAAGCUUCGAAGUGAAGGGCAAGGAAUAUGGGCCUUACUGGGCAGAAUUACAGGACAGAAGUUGAACAUACCGGCAAUUUUGCGAGCACCCAAGGAGAGAAAACCAAGUAAAAAAGAAGGAGGCACACAAAAGACAUCUACUCUUCCUACAGUGCUUUAUAGUUGUGGAAUUUGUAAGAAGAACCAUGAUCAACAUCUUCUUCUAUUGUGUGACACCUGUAAACUUCAUUACCAUCUUGGAUGUCUGGAUCCUCCUCUUACAAGGAUGCCAAGAAAGACCAAAAAUAGUUAUUGGCAGUGCUCAGAAUGUGACCAGGCAGGGAGCAGUGACAUGGAAGCAGACAUGGCCAUGGAAACCUUACCAGAUGGAACUAAACGGUCACGGAGGCAGAUUAAGGAACCAGUGAAAUUUGUUCCACAGGAUGUGCCACCAGAACCCAAGAAGAUUCCAAUGAGAAACACGAGAACCAGAGGACGGAAACGCAGCUUUGUUCCUGAGGAAGAAAAACAUGAGGAAAGAGUUCCUAGAGAGAGAAGACAAAGACAGUCUGUGUUACAAAAGAAGCCCAAGGCUGAAGACUUGAGAACUGAGUGUGCAACAUGCAAAGGAACUGGAGACAAUGAAAAUCUUGUCAGAUACCCUUCAUGAGACCCAACUCUGCCACUGCUCAUCCUCGGAGGCAAUCCUGGAAACCUCUUUUAUAAGUGUGAUUUUAAAAAUGUGGAUAAAACUCUCAAUAGAGUACCUAAAGUAAAGGAGAACAGCUAUCUUGUCCUUUCUAUAAGCUUAUCACUGCAAAAAGUUGCUUUGCUUGUCAGGUUUGGAUAGAAUGUAAUUGAUUGGAUUGUUACUUAGUCUGACAAGGCAGUUAAUUUGCCAGUGUGGAUUUUUUUUCUUUUCCUUUUCUCUUUUGCACUAAUCAGAAAUAUUUGAUAUGUGCAUUGUUGGAAAAUAUUGGAUAAAUGUCUCUCAGAAUUGUCCUAUAAAAUGUUUUCCUUCUUUCUUCUUUGGCAAAUGAUGAUACAGUGUUUGGACUUCCUGAAGAGUUAUGGAAGCCUCUGGGACUUAAAUGCAGUGUUACACAUUUCUCCCUAUUGUUGAACAGUCCAAUAACUAACAGGAAAAAUGAUGCUUUCCAUUAGACUGCUAAUCAGUUUCAUCCAACUUACUGCAUUUAUUUAUAUAUGAAAUGCUGCUGCGUUGGAAAACAACUAUAGACUCAUAGUAAAUGUUAUUUCCAUUGAAAGACUUGGGAACCAUAUUACAUUCUAUUUUUAAACUCAUUUUUCCUAGUAUGAAAACAUUAAUAUUAGAAUGAAAUUUUUACAACUUUCAAUUAUAAGCUUAUGAAUACAAAUAUAUCUAUGUUGAUCUCCAGGUUUUUUUUUUUUUUUUAAAGAAAUAGCCAAGUUUAUUUCAUCCUUAUUUUAACAUGAACUUUCUGCGCUUAGGAUAAUUUUAAUUUUUCAACCUUAAAUAUGAAGUUAUGUAAUGAGAAGGGAGACACAAAGCUUGUUGAUUGUACGACCUGCCAGCUGAAAGAUCAUCAACAUCUGUAUCUUUCCAGAGGUUUACAGAAUUAAAAUUUGAUCUUCAAGCUUUAAUGAUCCAGUUUUCAGUCAACGACAGAAACCAUUGAAUAUUUCAUCACUCAGUCUUGAACUGGCUUAGAAGACUGUUUGCUGCAUUGAAAUGCACAUAUAUAUGUAAAUUAUCAACAUUUCUCUUGGAAUUUCCUGAUUUAUUAAUGUGAUUUUUGGACUUCCUUUCAGGUAUAGUGGCAAACGAAAUUGUUGAAACUUUAGGAAUAGAGUAGGGCAAUGUAUAGAUAGUCUAACGCAAGUAUAAUUAUAAUGUUUCUGUCUGCUAACAGUCUAUAGUUAUGAUUGAAUAUUUAGUAAAAUAAAAUGGUAUAAUUGCAAAUGAACAGAUUAACUUAUUGAAGAUCUCAUAACAUUGGAGGAAAGAUAAACAGUAACCUCUAGUGAAGUGAAGUGUUUUUUAAGAAUACAAAAGACUAUUUAUCAUUAUUUAAGUUUAUAAAAAAGUUGGUAGUUAUUAUUUCUGAAAUACAGAUGAUUUUAGAAAUACAUCAGAUUACCAGGAUCUGAAUGGAUUGUGCAUAUAUUAGGUCAUAGCCCUUUUUUAGCAUAUGGUGAGGAAAUAUUAAAAUAAUAAUGAUUUUUAAGGGUUUUUGUUUUUGAGAUAUCAUUAGGGGUUGUAGUUUUGAUCUCAAUGUUAAUCAAAAUCUUUUUCAUCUUAAUCCUAAUUAGAAUACUCUAUAAUGAUUUCUCUUACAAUUUUCAGUAGUAGUAUGUAUGCUUGUCCAUGUUUGACGCAGCCUGAAGAUCUUUGUCACAUGUUCUGGAUGCCUAAUUUAUAGAUGGUAGAGUCUGCAAAAAUGUAGAACAUUUUCAGGGAGUAGAAUGAAACAUUUCCUUCUGAUCACUCUGACAGACUCCUGUAUUUCUAUAGUACAAAAUUAACCUGAGUUCAUAGGUGUUCCAGUUGUUAUUCAAAGGAAAAAUUAAUGUAUAGAUAAGAAAAUACUACACAUAUAUUUCACAGUUGUAUGUAAAAGGAGAUGAUAAAUGAAGUAAUUCAUGGUUAUUUUCUACAGAAUAAAGAGGAACACUAAAAUAUUACAAAGAAAAUUGAAUAGAAAAAUAACAUGAUACUAAAUAAUUAAUGGUUUUCACACUAUCAAGUAACCAAAUCAUAGGAAGAUUUAUUAUAAAUCGUAGUUUUCAGCCCUAACCUCCUCCAUGUCCUCUCUCUUCUUAAUUACUCCUCCUCCCUGCCUCUCUGGAGUUUCUGAUUUCAGUAGGGACUGGAUGAAGACUGAAAAUUUACACGUGUAAGAAAUUCCCAGAUAAGCUGACAUAGCUUAUCAGCAACAUCACUUUGAGAACCAUUGAUGCAUAGUAUAUUUUAAGCAACCAUUUCCUUGCCUUAACAAUAAUUAAUAAGGAGUAUGACUUUACUUUUAUAAGGUUCUCUUGUUUCUAGACAAGAGUUUAUAUUAGUUUCGUGUGCAACAUACAAAAAUAUAAUUUCUUUACUCUCAUAAAUUCAGUCAAAUAUUUUACAGUUAUGAAAGUAGCACUAGAACUGACAGAGGAAUCAAAGAACAUACAGCCUUUGUCCGUAAUUAACUAAUUUUGUUUCAGAAAAAGGACUUGAAAGUUAGGGUUAUUUUUCAACAUGAAAACAAAAUGUGGCCUAAGUCAUUAUUCAUUGUCAUUUGUGUAUUUCUUGAAGGAUUAUCUGAUUAAAAACAAUAAGUAAUAAUAAUAGUCACAGUGUUCUUUUUCCUUGUUUUUAUAUCCUAUUAAUGAAAUCACUAUUUUCAAAAACAUUUGCUUAUUUGAUAAGCAAAAGUGUUUUUACUUCAAUCAUAGUAUGAUGAUAGAUGACUAUUUCACCAAAAUCUAUUCAGAAUUUUUAGGACUGUGCUUCAGAGUCGAAUAUUAAUGUUAUUCUAAAACUCAUUUUAAUUUUCUAAAGUAGUUUCUAACAAUUGAAACUUGUUUAAGAAAUUCAACUUAGAAUUACAUGGCAGGUGAAGGCACAAAUUUUUUUACUGUCAGAAUCAGCACUUUGUACGCUUGUAUAGCAUUAGUAUUACAAUCUGAGACAGGCAUGCUUUACAUGUAUUUCUGUAUGGAAAGAUAGGCCUUUUUCGUGUAGUACGCUCUAAGGUUUUCUUUAGCUCUGCCAGUAAGAUUAAGAUUCACUGCUGUUCAACUACAUAUUGUACAAUGUAAUGAAGUUGGAUGUUCAUGCUGGGCUUUGUAAAUAAAAUGAGAGUGACUGCUAGCCAUCAUUUCCUUUAUCUAAUUUACAUUGUAAAAUUAGAGUCCAUGUUAUUUAUUAGAGCAUAAUUAGUUAAUUAUAAGCAAGGAAAGACAAAGUUAUGUGAAGCUGGAGCAUAGCAGUAGGUUGUACUGCUGAAAAAUUUCCAAGGGCAUGAGCAGAUGGAGAUCAUUUUAUUAAAGAACAAAGCAGACAUGUUUCAGGCAUGAAAAGGUCUAAUUCUCUCAUACUGUGAUGAGAUACUUGACCUUCAUGUGUAGUUUUAUAUGAACUGUUUUCUUUCAUUUUUUUAAAAAUUUCAAUUCUAAUCUUACAGUCUGACCACUACAGAUAUAACUAACUAAAUUGAUCUCAUCCUUUAAGUGGGUAUAAAACACAGAUUUAGAUUUGAAUAAUUUUCCAAGUAUUUUUCAGUGCAUCAACAUUUACUUGUAAAUAUAUUUACUUCCUUUUUACUAGCCAUUCAUUCAUUAUUACCUGUGAUAGGAGUUUAUAGAGUGACAUUAAUGAAAUAGAUUCAUGUCCUCCAUUAGUCUACUUGUGAAAUAUGAUUUAAAAGACAAUGUGUAAUUAUUUUGUAUAAAAAUGCUCAUGUAGGUGAUUUGCACUAAUUAUUGUAAAUUGAAAGGAAUAAAAAUACUGUAUUUAUUGGUGUGAAAUGUUACUCUAAUAUUGGUCGAUUGCAGAAUUUUGUGUAAGCUUGUAUCAUUUUUAAAGUGAUUUAAGGGCUACAGGCCUUAGUUGCUCCACUAAGAUGUUUUGUUGCAAUAGCCAGCCACUAUUAAUGAAAAUAAUCUAUCACUAUUGGUUCAUAGAUUUUUGCUGUGUGUUCAAGCUACUACUGAGAUUUUCAUUUAAGUUAUACUAAUAUUUGAGAUUAACUUUGAUUUUGCUGGAAUGAAAUUUUGUAUAGAAAUGACAAAAGAGCUGAAAUUUCAAUCUACAAAUUCUGUAGAUUUUACAAAAGUUAACAGGUAUAAUAGUAUAUAUAUUUGCAGACAAUUCUUUAUUUUUCUUUAUGUAGACUUUCAGGGGAUCAAAGUAAAGUAUUUCAUUGAUUUUAAAAAUGGUUAUCUUAUAAAGAUCAUUUGCAUUAGAAAGGUACUUUUUAAAGUGUAUACUAUGAAUUUUGCUUCUUCCUGAAAUUUAGCUUCUAAUCUGGCUAUAAAUUCUUUGUGUAGGAAAUGUAUUUAAUUGUGUUAAUUUGUAAAAAGUACUUGAUUUACCCUCUAAUGAAUUUAUUAAUCAAAAAUUAAGAGAGUUAAACUCUUGAGAACACUAUUAGCCUGUAUCUUAGGUGCUGGAGGAAAUAAAUCAGUUGUUUCUUUUUACUUGUUUGCAUAAUAUGUCAGUAGUCCGUAAAUACUGAAUUGAUUGCUUGUAAUGCGGAUCAUAGCACUUAUGAAGAGAAAUCAUUUGCUUCUUCUUUCUUGUCUUAAUCAUAUGCUAAGUAAGUAUUUUAAAUACAUCUAGAACUGUAUUUGUUUGGUUACUGCAUUUUGUUAAAUAGGUAUGUAAAAGAUCAUAUAAUACUGCAUUAUUGUAUCUGUAUCCAGUGUAAAAUCAGUAUCUAAGAAAUUGUCUUUAGGGAGAAAUUAAUUAAGCAAUCAAGUUUCAUUUUAUCUUCUAAGUGGUAUUCAUUUAUCUUGUUUAAAAUUUAAGUGUCACAAUGCCGUAUAGUGUUAAUGUGCAUGAUGUAUAUUAGAGUCUUUAAAGAUACUUUAAGUGUCCAGUUUGAAUUUUAUUUUAAAAAUUCAGUGUUUAUUUAUAGGUUAGUUUUAUACCAUCUUUUAAUAUUUUAACACACUGCCAUCUUAUAAUGUAUUAUUGGUAUAAUAAUUUGUUUUUAUUAGCCAUUUGUGUUAUUUAAUAAACGAUUGUACUACACCAUUA